Molecule: messenger RNA, 838 nt
Organism: Schistocerca nitens (vagrant locust)
Lineage: Eukaryota; Metazoa; Arthropoda; Insecta; Orthoptera; Acrididae
Gene: AP-2sigma
Product: AP-2 complex subunit sigma
Exons: 4
Coding region: 58-618 (186 amino acids)
Biological process (GO): intracellular protein transport; clathrin-dependent endocytosis
Cellular component (GO): AP-2 adaptor complex; membrane coat; intracellular membrane-bounded organelle
Molecular function (GO): clathrin-cargo adaptor activity
Source: RefSeq, a predicted model, not a curated record
UAGGCUCUCUAACGAUGUCCUGACCACAGAGACAUCUAUCAGUGCCUUUGGUGGUCCAUGGUCUACAGCCUGUCUCUGGCGAAGUGCUACUUAUAUACAUUUCGGUGUCGCCUCGGAAUCCAAAUCAUCUUUGGAGUCGGACGGAUAUUCGAAAGGAGGCGUUGUUACUGUGGGAAAGGUGGAAGAAAAAUGAUACGUUUCAUACUGAUCCAAAAUCGAGCUGGCAAGACUAGGUUGGCCAAAUGGUAUAUGAAUUUUGAUGAUGAUGAAAAGCAAAAAUUAAUUGAAGAAGUGCAUGCUGUGGUCACCGUAAGGGAUGCCAAACACACCAACUUUGUUGAGUUUCGAAACUUCAAAAUUGUGUACAGGCGAUAUGCUGGCCUUUAUUUCUGCAUUUGUGUAGAUGUGAAUGACAAUAAUCUCUGCUAUCUGGAAGCUAUUCAUAAUUUUGUAGAAGUAUUAAAUGAGUACUUCCACAAUGUCUGUGAGUUGGAUCUAGUCUUCAAUUUUUAUAAGGUGUACACAGUUGUGGAUGAAAUGUUUCUAGCUGGAGAAAUAAGAGAAACCAGCCAGACAAAAGUUUUAAAACAGCUCCUGAUGCUGAAUUCGCUGGAAUAAGCAAGACUUGUGUGUUUCAAAUAAUUUGUAAAUAAUCAUGUAAACAUUUUUGACAUAUAUUUGUGUGCCAAGAUCUGACAGUUGAUUGUUGGUCAUAUAUAAUUUCAUUGUUAUACAUUCCUUUAAGUUAAGUUUAAGAUAUUUUUUGAAGUACAGAAAAAGCAAUAUUAUAUUCUCUUUAUUAAUACUGUUUCAUUUUAUUAAAAUGUUCCACAAAAUA